GAGAGAGAGAGAGAGAGAGAGAGCGGGAGCAGUUAUUUUAGAAAUUACAGAGACAUAAUAAAGCAGUGAUAAGAGCUCAGCAUGCAGGAGGAGCGAAAAAGCAAGGAAAUAAGCGCAAUGCUGUAAACAGGGGGGGAAAUCAGCACUCAAUCAUCUUUGUAGUCUCUCAAUCGUUUCUCCAAGACCUUAAACGGAGAGCAAAUUAGUUUGUAUCCUCCAAACCGUCAUUUAGUUUACGAAACAUCUAGGAUUAGUUACAUAGCUUUUUUCUGUUUAUCAACAGCUAUUUGAAUGACCUGCAUCAACGUUGAGCUCCGAAGAGGAAGUAAAAGCCACAGACUUAAAAAUAAAGAGGCUUCACGACGCGAUAGAAAAACCGUCCUGUCUAAAUGAAGAACCUUUAACAUCUGAAGAACCUUUCUGUUUCACAAAAUGUUCUUUUGUGGAGAAGGAAGGUUGUUCAGAUCGUAAAAAAGAGUUUCGAGAGAAACAAAGAUGGCUUCGGACGAAACGUAAGCGAGCGGUGAAAGGGUGACCCGCGAGCGCUCACAUUCUCCUCUGGGGAGGUUUUGUGGCGGUGGCGUGUUCUGGGGCGAGAGGGUCUGUGUCUGCUGGCCCCGCUGGAGAGAUGUAUUUUUCAUAAGCCCCAGACACAGCCCCCUAUAGCUGUGAAUCCAUUAUUCAGAGCGGUCUGAGAGAGAGGGGACCGACAAAAACGCGGCGGCCCGGUCCGGGUCGCAGCAUAAUCACUGUAAUUUUAUUCUCUAUGAUGGAAGUGACACACCAGCGUUUCGUCAGGAGUCUUAAGUGUUUUAAUGGGAUGUAUCGUCUUUAAGGCACUCGAGAAGACUGACGUUCCUGUUUUAAAGGCUGUUGAUGGUGAUUUUAUGCGCUGCCGAGGACGCAACUGACCCCAGGACACAAAUUAAUGACAUGAGCCGAGAUGAAAGAAUAUGAAUCUUUCUGAAACAGGAAAUCCUUUUGGCGACUUAUCCUUGUCUCAAGUACAAUCGCUGAUAACUACUCAUCAUGAGCGGUGUCACAUGUCACUGCGGACAUGGGAACACGAUGUCGGGAAUAUAAAAGGAAAACCGUGGGGGCCGGAGCGCGACAUUUCAGACGCCUCCGUCGUAUGAGCAGUCUGCUACUAGACAGAAGGACGCAAAAAUGUUAGCAGUAACAAUUUGUAUCCUGGAGUUGCUCCAUAUGAGCGCUGCCUGCGGCUUGACAGGCCUCUGUACGGACCAGACUUCUGUCCAGCAGGAGAUUGUGGAUGUGCACAACGCCUACCGAAGGGCUGUGGAGCCAGCUGCCAGCAACAUGCUCAAAAUGAGUUGGAGCGACGCAGUGGCACGGUCGGCUCAAGGCUGGAUUGAUCAGUGUGACAUGACGCAUGGACCACCGAGCAGCCGCAUGAUCGACGGAUACGAAAUGGGUGAAAAUCUCUUCAAGGCCUCUACGGUUCACUCGUGGACCGAUGUGAUAAACGCCUGGCACAGCGAAGUCAACAAUUAUGAUUAUCCCACCGGAUCCACCAAUGGUCUGGCAACCGGACAUUACACACAGGUGGUGUGGUACAGCUCGUAUGAAGUCGGCUGCGCCGCGGCUCGCUGUGGAAGCUACUACUUCUACGGAUGCCAUUACUACCGCGCAGGGAAUUUCAAAAGAGUCCCUCCGUACUCGACGGGCGAGCCGUGCGCUUCCUGUCCGGACGACUGCGAAGACGGCCUUUGCGCUAACCCCUGUCCGUACGUCGACGCGUACAGGAACUGCGACAGCCUGAAAGAAAGGGUCACGUGCGACGACCCCCUCGUGAGCCGGUGGUGUCCAGCCAGCUGUCGGUGCGAAGACAAAAUCGUCCCCAUCGCCAAGAAAUGAAAUCUUCCACAACCGAAGUGCGGUUUUUUUCGGAUAGUUGUAGCACAUCUUUCCUAUAAUGUGAAAUUAAACUUCCUGUUGUUUCUGUGGAAUACCUCAGACACGAAGGUUAUUAAAAAUCAAGGGUGCCGUGCUUUGAUAACACGAUGGAAGAGGCCGGUCUGCGGAGUUUUGCGACCUUCUUUCUUUUCAGCAGUGCUCGUACAGUCGCAUAUAAAUAAAGCCAUUUGUGUCUUAUAAGCCUUGUAAACCCGCAUAGCGAAAACAAUAGCUGGAGAAAGCACAACUUAAGACUGUGAAAACAGGACACGUCAAAAAAAACUGCUGGCGUAAAAAAACGUUUGGUCAUUCUACACAUAGCGUGCUGGAAUGUAACGUAAUGAUUUGUUUUCUGCGACACUGCACCUUAAUCAUCCAAUUUUUGUAAUCGCAUCACUUUAUUAAAUUCAUUCAAAUGAUUUUAGAUCAUUCAUCAGGCUUCAGAGAUGUCUUUAGUAAAUCAAUAAGCCAUUAGAGGCUGUUUCGUUCUGAUUAUAAUCGCAAUUUUAUACAUUUUUGCUUAAUUUAUUAUACUUACAGACUGCACAGUUUAUAGUAAAACUACAUAUACUCAAAGUUAAUAAGCAGUAGAUUUUAUUAUAUAAUAAAACGCAUAUAAUUAUAAAAUCGACUUAAAAAUGUAUUACUACAGUAAAUGGAUAAAAGCGCAUAUUUAAAUGUAUUUGUAGUAACCAACGUGUCCAGCAGGUGGCCGUGUCGCGCGCUGCAUGACCGACGCAAGCGUCUCGCGCUUCCUGUCAGAAAUGAUCAGAAUAGUCGCGUGUAUGACCGCGCGCUCGUGUCCGCGUUCCUCGAGCGUGCGCAACUUUCACCCGCUCGAAAGCCACUUGUUGAAACGCGCACGUCACGUGUAACGAGGACACAACGUGAGGGAGGCGGUCUUAAAACACGCUCGGGGUGGCCAAAUAACGAGCGGGCUUUCGCGCGUCCCGUUCAGCGCUGGGAAAUAAAAAGGGAGCACCGAUCGCGCGCGCCCAGUACCUCUCCGUUCGCAGGUGGAGUUGUAAAGCUGCUGGGCAUGCGGGCGCCCUCAGGCCACGUGAGACGUGCGCGGGUUCGUUUCCUAAUUGAGGCAGAUUUGGAGAAAUGCAGCAUUAGAUGGGUGCUCUGAGGUGAACGGGUGCCGUCGGGAUGAGAGUCCAAACGGCUGACAAAACCAUUA
This is a messenger RNA of Puntigrus tetrazona (Sumatra barb), 3100 nucleotides long. RefSeq names its product cysteine-rich venom protein ENH1. NCBI's taxonomy places the organism in Eukaryota, Metazoa, Chordata, Actinopteri, Cypriniformes, Cyprinidae. Gene Ontology annotation, cellular component: extracellular region. The record is from RefSeq and is a predicted model, not a curated record. The transcript is spliced from 10 exons. The coding region runs from base 1168 to 1878 and encodes 236 amino acids.